GUUGAGGCGGGAAAAAACGGAGCAUAUUAAAAUUUGGCUCUCGUGGUGCCUCGGCCUAUCGGUGCAGUGGUAGAAACCCUAGCUGGCGUAGCAAGAGUGUUCCGAAAUGCCUCCAAAGAAGAAGAAACCCAAUCCACAACCUUCCAAGUUUGGCAUUCAGCACUUCUUCGAUCGCGCCUCCCAGAAGCAGUCGCAACCCCCUCCCACCAAUGCAGUGCCUAACGCCGCCGAAGACCCCACUCCGGACACGGCCCCUAAGCGCUUCAAAUUCUCGCCUGGCAUGUUGGUCAAGCAGAGCCAAGAUGACGGGGUUGACGAGGUUACUUGGAAGAUUUCCCCGGUUAACGAAAGGCUUCAAGCAGUUUCAAAACACGCGCCUGAAAUAAUUAAAGCUUUAGCUGAUUCUUCCAAAAUGAACUUGUCGCCGAUUCGCAACUGCUCCGAAGACCAGACUUCUCAGGAUAAAGACGGAAAACUUCCUUCACUCACUCCCAAAGCAAAAGCUCUGUUGCCAAUGAGUAAAUUGGGCCAGAAAAGGAUAAAUCUGGACCGAGACGUGGAUAAUAACGUGAGCGUGGGUAACUCUGGAGGACAGAGUCCCUUCAGAACUCCGCCAUCUUUGUCUUGUUGCCCUGAUAAGGUGCAGCUUGCCAAGGGAAUUCAACACCAUGGACCGUGUGACCAGCCUUUUUUAAGACAGCACAAAAAGGCAUUGCUUGAACUGUUAGAUCAAGUUGAAGAUGCCAUUGCUGUUGAUGAUGAUGCUACAGUGUGCACUAACCAUACUUAUUUGUACAAAUCUCAAGAUCUAAUUGCUAAUGAGCUCCCUGUCAAAGCCAAUCCUGUAAUAGAAAGGACAAAAUCACAUUUAUGUAGAGGGGCCAUUAGUGUUUUCUCCAGUUGUAAUUAUUUGGUUUUGGAGGUAUCUGAAAAACAAAUGCCUGAUGAUUCAUCCGCUGCUCAAUGCCCAUACAAGGUGCUUCGUUUGCUAAAUGAACAAACUGGAGAAGAGUGGGCUGUAAACUUAAAGGAUGAAUGGUCUUACAGUGUAAUUGCUCCUGGAGAUACUGUAAACAUAAUUGGUCAAUUUGGUGAAGGGGGACAUUGUGAUGUUGAUCAUGAUAAUAAUUUUUUGAUUGUACACCCAGAUAUUCUGUUGCCUGGAACACGGGUUGCUGCAAGUUUUAGUUGCCAAAGGAGAGCUGUCUUAGAUGAGAGGAUAAAACACAAUGAAAACUCGAUUGCCGCAUUAACUGGAACCUUGCUUCACCAAAUUUUUCAGGCUGGGCUUACAAAAGAAUGUCCUACAGUAAAUUUCAUGCAAGAUUAUGCAGAAGUGGUGUUACAGAGAAACACUGAAAGUUUGUAUGCGUGUGGAGUAAAUGAAAAUGAUGUUCGCAAAACUUUGAGUGAGGAUAUCCCUAGAAUAUUAAGUUGGAUCAUGCAGUUCAAAAAUAUGAAGGAAAAAAAUGAUCCUAGUGUCAAUUUUGGAUUUGCAGAUGGGCUGAAGAAUCUUUGCAUAUCAGAGGUGAUUGAUAUUGAAGAGAUGGCAUGGGCUCCAAAGUAUGGUUUGAAAGGGAUGAUUGAUGCUUCAGUCAAAGUGAAAUUUCAGUCGCAAAAAGAUGAGCCAGAGGAGAAGAUCAUGCCACUAGAGUUCAAAACUGGAAAAACACCAAAUAGCCAGUCAUCAGUGGAACAUGAUGCCCAAGUAAUUUUGUACACUCUCCUGAUGUCUGAAAGGUACCAGAAGACUAUUGAGUCUGGUCUUCUGUAUUAUCUCCAAUCUGAUCAGACACGGGGCAUUGUGGUUCAAAGAUCUGACUUAAUUGGGCUAAUAAUGCGACGUAAUGAACUAGCCAGUGAUAUUCUUAGGGCAUUAACUUUGCAACAACUGUCUCCAAUGUUACAGAGUCCUAGCAUAUGCAGAGGUUGUCGCCAUCUUAAUAUUUGUAACAUUUAUCAUAAGGCACAUGGUGGAAGCUCAGAGAGCAGUGGGUUGGGAGAAAUGUUUGAUUCUCGUACUCAUCACAUGACAACUUCAUAUUCGAAGUUCCUCUGCCAUUGGGAUCGUUUGAUUGAUUUAGAAGCCAAAGAGACAGAGCUUUUAAAGAAAGAGGUGUGGCGAUCUUAUAGUGUGAAGAGUCCAAACAGUGGUGGCCUUUCUUCGCUUGUUCUUGAUGCUUCGCAAGGAAUACCGCAUCACAAAGAUCUCAAAGAUCAUCGCUUCAUUUAUCGUUUCAUACGAGAUACUUCUACCCUUUCUGCAGUUCCUGAUUCCUCUUCUAGUGCAUCCUUGAAAAAUGAUUUAGAUUGCAUGCUUCGAAGUGGAGAUCAUGUGAUAUUGAGUAAUGAAUCUAGCCAUCAAAUUAUUACAAAGGGGGUCAUAUCUGAUAUUAGCCAGAUCCAUGUAUCUGUUUCUUUUUCUAAGCGAUUACGAAUACCCGGGAGUUCUUCCACUGCACAUGAUCUUGUUCAGCAGGUCUGGAGAAUUGAUAAGGAUGAAGUUGUGACUUCAUUUGCCAUUAUGAGGUUUAAUCUUGUACAACUUUUUCUACAAAAUGAUCAAAGUGCUCAUCUGCGGAGGAUGAUUGUUGACCUUGAGGCUCCUAGAUUUGACACUGGAUCUUUAGUUAGCCAGGAUCCAGCAAUAUCCUAUGUUUGGUCGGAGAAGAGUUUGAAUGAUGAUCAACGUCGAGCAAUUCUCAAGAUACUUACGGCAAAAGAUUAUGCACUUAUAUUAGGGAUGCCUGGAACAGGGAAGACAUCCACCAUGGUCCAUGCUGUGAAAGCCUUGUUGAUUAGAGGAACAUCCAUUUUACUUACAGCCUAUACUAAUUCGGCUGUUGAUAAUUUGCUCAUCAAAUUAAAAGCACAGGGCAUUGAUUUUGUACGUAUUGGAAGAGAUGAUGUAGUGAAUGAGGAGGUCAGAGGGCACUGCCUCUCAGCAACAAAUGUGCAUAGUGUUGAAGAUAUAAAAACAAGGUUAGAACUAGUCAAAGUUGUUGCAGUUACUUGUCUUGGCAUUUCUAGUCCGUUGCUUGGCAACAUGAGAUUUGAUGUAUGCAUCAUGGAUGAAGCUGGACAGACAACUCUACCAGUGUCCUUGGGCCCUCUAACAUUUGCUUCAACGUUUGUACUUGUUGGGGAUCAUUAUCAACUGCCACCACUUGUGCAGAGUGCAGAGGCUCGAGAGAAUGGCAUGGGGAUAAGUUUGUUCUGUAGGCUCUCAGAAGCACAUCCAGAGGCUAUUUUAGCUUUACAGAGUCAGUAUCGUAUGUGUCAGGGCAUUAUGGACCUUUCAAAUGCCUUGAUAUAUGGUGAAAGAUUGAGGUGUGGUUCAUCUGAGAUAGCUAAUGCAAAACUUGAGUUUUCUGGCUUAAACUGUGGUUUGCCUUGGCUAGAAGAUGUUUUGAAUCCUCGAAGGCCUGUGAUAUUUAUCGAUACUGACAAGUUGCCUGCUUUAGAGGAAAGAGAUCAGAAGAUUGUAAAUAAUCCUAUUGAAGCUCACAUAAUUGCUGAGGUUGCAAAGGAAUUGGUAAAAAAUGGAAUUGGAAGAGAACACAUUGGCAUUAUUACUCCCUAUAAUUCACAAGCAAACCUUAUCCGGCAUGCUGCUUGCAUGACAUCCUUGGAAAUACACACCAUUGAUAAAUACCAGGGCAGGGAUAAGGACUGUAUUUUAGUAUCUUUUGUAAGGUCUAGUGAAAACCCAACAAGCUGUGCUGCUUCUCUGCUUGGAGACUGGCACAGGAUAAAUGUGGCUCUUACUCGUGCUAAGAGAAAGUUGAUCAUGGUGGGGUCUCGGAGAACACUCUUAAAGGUUCCACUAUUGAAACUUCUCAUUAAGAAAGUUGAGGAACAGUCUGGAAUAUUAAGUGUGACUAAGAAGGAUAUCUGUCGUAAAGGGGAGCUCAAGAGAUGUACACAAAUUAGAUAAAUUCAGGUGCCCAUAUUUUGAUGGGUUGUGUAAUUGUUAUUUUAUCAUCAUAGAAAUGGUAUGUACGAGUGUUUUUUGAUUGAUUUAGAAAUGUAAAUCUAUACUACAUAAAUGGAAAUUCUCACCUUUUGUGUUUAAUGUUUGCUUGUCCAAAAUUAAUUUUAUUUGUUAGUUAG
Molecule: messenger RNA, 4113 nt
Organism: Abrus precatorius (Indian licorice)
Lineage: Eukaryota; Viridiplantae; Streptophyta; Magnoliopsida; Fabales; Fabaceae
Product: DNA replication ATP-dependent helicase/nuclease DNA2
Exons: 34
Coding region: 107-3937 (1276 amino acids)
Biological process (GO): replication fork reversal
Cellular component (GO): cytoplasm
Molecular function (GO): single-stranded DNA helicase activity; 5'-flap endonuclease activity
Source: RefSeq, a predicted model, not a curated record